AACUCGGAGGUGUGAGGGAGGGGAAAGGGAGAGACCGGAUUGGAUGAGACCCGUAGGGGUCACAGCUGGGGAGGGCUCUGGUCUAGGUGGAGUCACGACCCAGUGGAGGUCUCAACUGGGGGGGUGACGGUCGACAAGGGUCACGACCUGGGACCCACAACCUGGGUCACAACCUGGUCACGCGCGGGGGAGGGGUCUCGGCGUCACUAGGUCGCAGGGAAGGAGGGGUGACCAGCGCGGAGGGGGUUCACAGCCUGGGAGCCGACGCGGGAGCAGAGCCACGAGGCCAGGGAGGAGGCAGACGGUAGCAGACGCCAGGGGGCGCAGCAUGGGUUUCCUGACUGCAGUGACCCAGGGCCUGGUGCGGGGAGCCGACAGGAUGAGCAAGUGGACAAGCAAGCGGGGACCACGCACCUUCUACAAGAGCCGGGGUGCCAAGAGAACUGGCAUCUAUGUCUCUGGUUGGAAGUUUGUGCAGGUAAAGGAAAUGGUCCCAGAGUUUGUCGUCCCAGACCUGACUGGCUUCAAACUCAAGCCCUACGUGAAUUACCAAGCUCCCGCAGGAGUGGACACACCCCUGACAGCCAAAGCUCUCUUUAUGGAAUCCGUUGCACCUGCUAUUGAAAAAGACUUCAAAGAAGGGACUUUUGAUGUGGACGACCUGAAGAAGUACGGCUUCGAGCCCACACAAGAAGGCAAGCUCUUCCAACUGUAUCCCAAGAAUUUCCCACGCUAGAAGAUAAAGUGACAGUGACCACAGGUUUGCCUACAAACUGGAGGCCACGCUACUGACCAAGCAGAGGAUUAAGAGGGCCUGGAAGAGUGGGGGCAGCUUCCUUCUGCAUCUGUAUUAAAGGCCUUUAGUAUCCUGUA
Nannospalax galili (Upper Galilee mountains blind mole rat) is the source of this 873-nucleotide messenger RNA. RefSeq names its product mitochondrial ribosomal protein L41 (gene Mrpl41). The coding region runs from base 329 to 736 and encodes 135 amino acids. Gene Ontology annotation, biological process: translation. Gene Ontology annotation, cellular component: mitochondrial large ribosomal subunit. The record is from RefSeq and is a predicted model, not a curated record. NCBI's taxonomy places the organism in Eukaryota, Metazoa, Chordata, Mammalia, Rodentia, Spalacidae. The transcript has 2 exons. Gene Ontology annotation, molecular function: structural constituent of ribosome.